AUGGACCCAUUCGCGGCAAUUGGCCUCGCAGGCAACAUUAUCGCUUUUGUAGACUUCGGAUUUAAAUUAGUUUCCGCGGCCAAGAACAUCUACGAGUCAAAGUCAGGCGCCAGUGCGGAUAAUGAAGACUUAUCUUCUAUGACGGGAAGGCUCCAACAACUCACUACCGAGUUGAAAGGGGCCAAGCAAACUAGUUCUUCACAGCGGAAUAUCCCUCUUUAUGACGUCGCUACCGAAUGCGAAAAUGCGUCGGUGGAACUCAUGAAGUUGCUCGAUAAGCUGAGGACCAAAGACCCAAAUUCUCGGCGACAUGCGUUCAAAGCUGCAGUACGCAGCUGGCGGAAGAGUGGCCAGAAGUCCGAAUUGGAAAAGAGAUUGGAUCGUUGUAAACAGCAGCUAGGGUUGGAACUCCUCAGCUCGAUAAAAUCCGACUCAUUAGAACGCCUCGAUAGGCUUGUCACAAGUGGCCAAGCUAGUCAAGAUGAGUUACGGUCGCUUAGUAGGAACAUCGAAUCUCUACGUCAAGGUACCAACGUCUCUUGCCUUAGUACCGAAGCACUGGGCCAGGUCCGGUCAUUAGUUCAAUUAAGCGAUGAAGCUAUCUUGAAGGCACGCCAGGCUCGGGUUCUAGACGCAUUACGCUUUCAAUCGAUGAAUGAAAGGUUCGAAGAUAUCGAAGAAGCUCGUGAGAAAACCUUCGACUGGAUUUUCGACAUUACUGCCACUGAUGUAGCUGAAGACGACGGUGUUGCCGAUGAAUCGGCAUCUACAGAUGAUGAAACUGAACCCGAAAUGAGUAGCGACGAUGACGAAUACCCAGAAGACCAUAGUGAUCACGACAUUAAUAAUGAAAGUCGUCGAAGUCUGAGCUAUACCUCACAACGGUCAAAUAAAGCUACCGAAGCGGGUUCUAUCAAGUCAACUCUUGGUAGCGAUAUCCCAAGACCGGUAUAUACUAUGGGUGAGGGGAAUUAUAGUUCUUCCUCUUUCCUCGAAGAGCAACUAAGUGAUAGUUCGAGCUCUAGUUGGGCCACGGACGAUGCAUUGUCCAUUGCGGAAAGUGAAAACUCCGUCGAAUAUUGGCAUGAAUCUCAAUAUGCUUCAGCGUUAUUACCACCCGCUAUUUCAAGCGUAGCAGAGAUACCUGAAUCAACAUGGCGGGUCAUGACCGAAGCCCGGGAUAACUUUAUUACUUGGCUCAAAAAAGGCACAGGAAUAUUUUACAUCUCGGGCAAGCCAGGUUCUGGGAAAUCAACACUAAUGAAAUACUUGGUCCAACAUCCUGAAACAAAGAACUACCUAGAAUUGUGGGCGGACAGGAAGAAGCUCGUGCUGGGUAGAUUCUUUUUUUGGAAGCCGGGGUCAGCUCUGCAGAAAAAUAUCAAUGGCCUGAUUCGAGGGUUACUGCAUUGCCUCCUCUUAGAAUGCCCCGAACUUAUACACCUCGCGUUUCCAGAGCAGUGGAAAGCAUCACUGCAUAGAGAAAACGUUCACGUUGAACAUUGUGAAUGCCGGCAAGCAUUUGAGAGGCUCAUAGAAAACCAGACUUAUGGACAGCAUAAGUUUGUGCUUUUUAUAGAUGGCCUUGACGAGUUCGAAGGGGACCAUGCAUACUUGACCAGGCAAUUAGUUAAGUGGACUGAUGGAACACAGAACGUAAAGCUCUGUAUCUCAAGCCGGGAGUGGCCGAUAUUUCAAGAUGCUUUUAAGAAUUAUCCUAGAAUCCGACUGCACGACGUUACGAUGUCUGAUAUCCAGCGAUUCGUCAGAGAUCGACUUCGCGAGAUGAAUCUUGAUGUCCUAGUGAGAAAUAGUGGCAGCUUGAAUAAUGAUGAUGAAUCAUCGAACACAUACGAAAUCACGGAUUUGGAGGACGGCAUUGUUAGGGAUUCAGACGGCGUCUUCUUAUGGGUAUCUCUUGUUCUUCGGCAUAUCGAAAAUGGAAUUGCAGAUGGUGACCGGAUACAAGACCUCAUAAGGCUUGUUAAGUCUCUUCCAACCGACCUUGAGCCUAUGCUUAAACAACUCUUGGACUCAAUUCCUACCAAUAACCGAAAACUAGCAUAUGGCAUGCUCUCGCUGGCUCAUUUCGACAUUACAUGUGGUAACCAAAUCUGCCUAGUGCAAUACUCGUUCCUGGAGGAAUAUAUCGAGAAUCGGAACUUUGCAAUAGACUGGUCCAUUAGACUAUUCACGGCAUCGGAACACGAAGAGAGACUGAAAAGAGCCGAAAGACGGGUAUAUGGUGUAUGCAAAGGAUUUCUCGAAUUACGCGAGCCUCCCGCUCGUACUACAUACCCGAAUAUGCUAGGAGGUGUGGUUCGCCUUAUACAUCGGUCUAUCGCAGAGUUCCUAGAAAGCCAACAUUUUAAGGCCAAGAUGGAGUAUGUACUGAAAGCAUUUGAUCCCGUCGAUGCAUUUUGCCAGACAUAUUUGGGCCAGCUCAAGCGUAUCCGUCUCCCUAUGUCUUAUUUCUCUCCGAAGGCGUCUUCUCGUGAUAGUCCCGACAGCUGGGGCUAUAAUAUCGAGGAUAAUAGAAAUAAUCUCUUCCUUUACCCUCCCCACCCAACAUUCAGACAAGAUAUCCUGUGGAUUGUUCGCCGACAGGACAAUUGCGGUCGACACUGGGAUCGUUCGUGCUUCCGUCAAUUCAUAGACGACACUUAUCGCACAGUGGCCAGCUUGGGAACCCGCCUGUGUGUGCUUCGCGUGCCGUAUGAUGGAAGGGUAAUUAAAUAUCUUCCUGAAAAUGUCAUUAUUAUAAUUUGCAUACUAAUUGGGGCCUACGAAAGCCUUCCUUUAGGGGAAGAUGCUAACUCUGAAUUGGUAGACCUAUGUACUUCCUUGUGUUUGUAUGGUAUUGGACGGAGCGAGCUUAAGAACUGGGACCAAACAUUCGACGCCAUUAGAGCACUUCAAACCCUCUUUGACCGAGGUGCUUCUCCCGAUUCCAAGUUGGGACGUGGCAUUGCACCUGAGUUUCACAGGCUUCUUGCAACUUGGUGCAGUGGGUAUUAUCCAGCAUUUGCGGCUGUCACACCAAGUCUGGCUGUCGUCGCAUUAAUGCUCUAUCAUGGUGUAAACCCAAGGUUUGCCAUCGUGAUAAAUAGAAAUGGUUAUAAAUCUAACACGGAGAUAGCACCGAUCGACUAUUAUUUAAAGGUACAAUUCAAAUCAGAAUGUCCGUCAAUACAUUCAGGAAACAAAGUAGAGAAGAUGCGACCAAGGAGAGCAUAUAAUCCGCUACUCGGUGCAUCCCCACAAACAUUGAGAAUUAUCGGCAACCACGGUUAUGUUAUUGACUUAAGAGCGUUGGUUUCAAUUUGGUUCCCGGAUCAAAGCCAUAUCUUGCAACAUGUCAUAGACUAUAUCCUAGAACUAGGUGUCCUCACCAACGAGCAUCAUCGUUUAGAGUUACAAACCCGACUUGGACCGCUUCUUCGCCCACUGUUCGACCAAGAUCAUCCGGAUUUUGUUGGAGAGGUGCCGCCUCAGGCCGAAUGGCCGCAAACGAGCAUUACUUGGGUUCGUAGGAAACUUGAAUACUUCCACAGAAUAUCGAGGAUAGAAGAGGCAGAGUGGAGGAAACUGUUGGAAGUAGAAGGAAAAACUGUUACUAUUAUCUAG
Molecule: messenger RNA, 3627 nt
Organism: Daldinia loculata
Lineage: Eukaryota; Fungi; Ascomycota; Sordariomycetes; Xylariales; Hypoxylaceae
Exons: 3
Coding region: 1-3627 (1208 amino acids)
Source: RefSeq, a predicted model, not a curated record